Messenger RNA from Ruditapes philippinarum (Manila clam), 1244 nucleotides. RefSeq names its product rRNA N6-adenosine-methyltransferase ZCCHC4-like. Bases 42 to 1178 code for a protein of 378 amino acids. The transcript is spliced from 10 exons. Gene Ontology annotation, biological process: rRNA methylation. NCBI's taxonomy places the organism in Eukaryota, Metazoa, Mollusca, Bivalvia, Venerida, Veneridae. The record is from RefSeq and is a predicted model, not a curated record. Gene Ontology annotation, molecular function: zinc ion binding; nucleic acid binding; rRNA (adenine-N6-)-methyltransferase activity. Gene Ontology annotation, cellular component: nucleolus; cytoplasm.
UUACUUCCCUUUAUCAUUACACUGCGUGAAAAUUGCAACAAAUGGCAGUAAAUUCUGGAAAUGUUGAUAUAGUUACUGAUCACGGGUUUAAGAAUAUACCAGAAUGUGAACAUGGUCCUGCAUUACUUUUCUCAAGAUUUGACAAGAAAUGUGGUGCCGAGAGACACUUCUUUGCCUGUUCAGCUUUCAGAGACCGCAAGGCUUGUCCUUUCUUCAAAUGGGCUGAUGAGGUUAAAAUCUCUAAGGACAAUCGGGUAUUUCAGAAUACAAAGACUGGUUUGUGGCCCUCAUAUAGCCAUGCUGAAAUGAGGAAAAGAUUUUGUGAGUUCAAAGAAUUGAAAGAAUCUGAGAGGCAUUUUUGUACCAACUGUGGACUGAUGUUGCUACCAGGUGAACAGAAAUCUCAUGAAGGUCAAGGUCACACUGUGAGGUCAAACAUUUCAGAUAAGAUGUUAGCUAAACCAACUGAGCUCUUCACACCUUUAGAAAACAACAAAACAUUUGCACAAUACCUCUUCUCGGCCUCCACUGUUGAUUUCAUACUUGACACACUGAACUCUCUACAUGUGACUCAUAUACUAUGUGUUGGAUGUCCCAGUUUGAUAGAAUGUACAGACACAGAAAAGAUGCCUGUGUUUUGGUUUUUCCCAUACUUUAUGGAACAGAGAGUGGUUACACCUACCUCUGGUUACACAAUGCUAGAUUAUAAGGUGGAUUAUGAUAACCAUGCCUUGUUUAAAGGAGAGAAAGGGAGGAAGAAGGGUUCACCAGUUAGAAUUUUUACAAACCUUCCAGCUAAACAGAUCAUUCUACCAGCGUCAGAAGGAUAUUGGUACUGUGAGAAAUGUGAGCGCUACAGCUCUGAAGAAAAUAAACAUUGUAAAAAGUGUAAUACAUGUCCUACCAAGGAUGGGAAUACAUAUACUCACUGUGAUAAAUGUAACAGAUGUGUGAAACCAUCACGUGUUCAUUGUGAUACCUGUAAUAUAUGUGAUCUACAAGACCAUAAAUGUGGUCAAUCUGUGUCUAAAGGUUGUCAUAUAUGCGGUGAUAUGGGCCAUAAAAGAAGAGAAUGUCCGGAAAGACAAUCUGUGUCUGAGAAUUUUUCUAAUAAAAGACCAGUAAAGAGGAAAGGACAGAGCAAAGCACCACAUAUGAAGAAGAAAAAAAGAAAGUGAUUUGCUGAAUGAAUUUUCUUGUGUAGGAAUGAAAGAAAAUAAAAAGAGAUAAACUUGAAAAAUUUG